Pelobates fuscus (common spadefoot toad) is the source of this 3713-nucleotide messenger RNA. It is a transcript of the gene TJP3, whose product is annotated as tight junction protein 3. Gene Ontology annotation, cellular component: bicellular tight junction; plasma membrane. Gene Ontology annotation, biological process: cell-cell junction organization; establishment of endothelial intestinal barrier; cell-cell adhesion. Gene Ontology annotation, molecular function: cell adhesion molecule binding. The record is from RefSeq and is a predicted model, not a curated record. The coding region runs from base 371 to 3490 and encodes 1039 amino acids. Lineage: Eukaryota; Metazoa; Chordata; Amphibia; Anura; Pelobatidae. The transcript has 21 exons.
AUUUUCCAGUGUCCUGCUGAAGGUCUAAUAAACAUGCUGCAGUUUUCUUAGCGGUGGACCCGUAACGUUCCAUCUAUAAUCAUAACAUUCCACCCUGCUGUUAUCUCUCCCUGCGAGCUGUACACCGAUACCAAGUACCACCUUUUUCACAAGGGAGUGAUACCUAAAUAUCCCGUACUCCUCCCAUUCUCCGCCUUCCUCUGUACACUUUCCUGUUUUUUAACAUAGGCGGGGCAUCAGCAGGAAGGUACAGGUGUGCAGGUGAAAUGAAAUUUCUCUAAAGGACCUGACCCUACAUCUGCACUUGUUUCAAAGCCCCCUCCCCCACCUAAACCUGUAGCCCCUGCACCUCUGUUUGCUAAGCUCAGUAAUGGCUGUGCGCUUCCAGGUGUCCGAAAUGGAGGAGAUGACGAUAUGGGAGCAGUACACUGUCACAAUACACAAAGAUCCUCGACGAGGCUUUGGUUUUGCGGUUUCUGGAGGUAGAGACCACCCAUCAAAAUCUGAUGGCGAUAACUCGGUCAUUGUGUCAGAUGUUGUUCGCGGUGGCCCUGCUGAUGGUAGACUGCAGACUCGUGAUCGCAUUGUUAUGGUUAAUGGUGCCUCCAUGGAGAAUGUGGCCUCGUCAUUUGCUAUCCACACGCUGAAAGCCUGCAGCAAGGUCGCUAAUGUGACAGUGAAACGACCACGAAAAAUUCAGAUUCCUGCAAGUAAUUCUGUGCCGACAGCAUCAGCAGGCCCCACAUACUCCACACGAACGCCCCGAUCCUCUGAUGGUCCGUAUUGGGAAGGCUCCCGGACAGGAGAAACUGAGGAGCCAGAUUCUCCAUUACCUUGGAGAGGGAGAUAUGAAAGCUCAAAUCGGGAGCCUCCUGAGGACACUGCAAGGGGCUAUGAAGGAGAUUCCUCAAGUGGCCGAAGCUCUGGAGGCUCUUUUAGGCCAUCCUCUCACCAUUCUAGGCAUCGCAGGACAAGGGGUACUGGUAGUGAAGCAGGCAGUUACCCAAGAAAAAGAGGUUCUGGAAGAGAUGUUGCAGGGUCUGGUAGUGAAGCAGCAUCUUAUCGCCAGAGAAGAGACCGGGAAAGUGAGAUGGGAGGUUCUGGUAGCGAGGCAGCAAGUUAUUCCAGAAUGAGAGCGAACGAAAGUGAAGUUGGCAACUCUGGCAGCGAAGCUGGAAAUGUAAAUCAUAAUGGACUGCAGCUUGUGUCAGGGUUUAAAAGGCUACCUCCUCAGAAUGCACCAGCCAAGCCUGUGAAGACUGUGUUAGUAAAACGCAUGGAUAAACAAGAAUAUGGUCUCAAGUUGGGUAGCCAGAUCUUCAUUAAGCAUAUCACAGAAACUGGACUGGCUGCACAAGAAAGAUCUCUGCAGGAAGGAGACCUCAUUCUCAAGAUCAAUGGGGUGGUCAGUGAGAACAUGUCAUUGGGAGACACUCGCCAGCUUAUCGAGAAGUCUAAAGGCAAAUUGACUCUUACUGUCUUGAGGGAUAAUCGGCAAUUCCUUGUCAACAUUCCAGAAGUGAUGGACAGUGAGAGUGAGGACAGAAGCUCCCCUCGAGAAGAUAUCUCUGAUUUGGAUUCUGAUCACUCUCCACCUCCCUCCCAGCCACCUCCACCUCCACCUGGACACCAGCGUACAAGCUCCAACGAGAGCUCUGAAAUCCCCCUAGAGAGUCCUCAGAUAAAUGGUGAAACUCUACUGAGUGAGAGCCCCGAGCCACAGAAUGGUCAUGUUGAAUCUCCACAGCUAGCUGAGGAAUACAGAGAGGAAUACAGAGAGGAACCUGUGAGACCCAGUGAGGGGGAGAGACGGGAUCGAGCAGGGUAUAGUCCAGAUGCUCGCCUCAUUCAGUUCACAAAAUCGAGCAAUGUAGGUCUGCGUCUUGCAGGAGGAAAUGACGUGGGAAUAUUUGUGGCUGGAGUACAAGAGGGGAGCCCUGCAUCACGUGAGGGGAUGAAGGAAGGGGACCAGAUUCUGCAGGUAAACGACACUAGUUUCCAUAGCAUGACACGCGAAGAUGCUGCAAGUUACCUUAUGAACCUGCCGCAGCACGAAGAGGUCAUAUUUCUCACCCAGCACAAAGAGGACAUUUACAGGAAGAUGAUAAAGUCCAAUGUUGGGGAUUCCUUCUAUAUACGUACACACUUUGAUUAUCAAGCGGAUGCUCCCUCAGGCCUAAGUUUCGCCAGAGGAGAUAUAUUCCAUGUUGUGGACACAUUGUAUCGAGGGAAAAUGGGCAGUUGGUUGGCUGGUCGUGUUGAUAAAGAUUUACAGGAGGUGAAGAAAGGAAUAAUCCCAAAUCGCACCAGGGCUGAACAAUAUGCCAGUUUAGAGCCGGUUUUAAAGUCACAAUCCUCAUCUGGACCCCGGGCUGAAUUUUGGAAGAUGAGGGGUCUACGGGGGGCUAAAAAGUUAUUGAAAAAGAGCAGAGAAGAUUUGUCAGCAAUAACCACUAAAGCUAAAUACCCUCCAUAUGAAAGAGUUGUCCUUCGAGAAGCAAGUUUUAAACGUCCUGUAGUCAUUUUGGGUCCAAUCACAGAUAUUGCGCACCAGAAGCUAUGUGGUCAGCUGCCCGAUGAGUUCGAGUCAGCAGAUAGUGUUGCUCGAGAUGAUGGAUCUUCCAAGGUCAUCAAACUGCAGGUUGUGAAAGAAAUUGCAGCAAAGAAUAAGCAUGCACUCCUGGAUAUCACUCCAACAGCUGUGGAACACCUGAAUUAUGUUCAGUUCUAUCCUAUUGUUGUGUUCUGUAACCCAGAGAACAGACAGGGGGUGAAAGCCAUGAGACAGUGGUUGCUUCCUGAAUCGAAGAAGAGCUCUAGACGUUUGUAUUCACAAGCUGUCAAAAUGAGGAAAAAUAGCUCUCAUCUCUUCACUGCAACCAUUAACCUGAGUGGGGCAAGUGACUCGUGGCUGCCCAGCUUGAAAGAGAUUAUUCGGACUGAGCAAGCAAGACCAAUUUGGACUGCAGAGGAAAAGGUUGAUAGUUUAGACACGGAACCCUUGCAUAUUCAGAAUGUAUCAAACUAUGGGUCCACGGACUAUCUCAGCUGUGACAGUCGUGCCAACAGUGACUAUGAAGAAACUGAUGCGGAGGGUGGUGCCUAUACCGACCAGGAGUUUGACGAGGAGUUACAGGAGCCGGCACUGGCUAGGUCAUCUGAACCAGUAGUUGAUCAACAACCGCUCUACUACAGAUCCAACGCUGAAUCUGAAUAUUCUUCUGGAUAUCCUCAUUCUCCUGCUGCCACUGCCUCGUACCAUGAAGAUAACUCUGUGAUUGAAUCCAACUUUCAGUACAGAAGUAAUGAAACAGCUAGGAACACAGAAAGCCCUCAGGAAGACGACCAGCCUCGUGGUCAAUGGAAUUACAAGAACAGCAGCAGCCGUGAAUACGAACACGAUGCCUUACGCCGUAAAUUCAAUCGUGCAAGAAGUUCUAGUUCGGAAGAUGAUGACUACAAUUGGGGAGGUCCAGCAACUGACCUGUGAAGUCUGUGCCUGCCAGCUGAUUAAGCUAUGCCAAAAAUUCCUACCUGUGCCUUUGAGAGGAAGAUAAAUUCACACGAGAACACUGAAUUCAUGUAUAUGAAUGCAGAUGCCUAUCAGAACAAAUGGUGACAAGAAGAUGUUUGUCCAUAAGACUUAAGGUCACAAAGUAUACAUACAUAUAAAUAUAUUUUUAACUUUAAUAAAUGAGACUUUUUUUGCCAUU